Molecule: messenger RNA, 4104 nt
Organism: Symbiodinium pilosum
Lineage: Eukaryota; Dinophyceae; Suessiales; Symbiodiniaceae
Source: the annotation of a GenBank genome assembly
AUGGUUGCGCGACCACGCUUGAUAGGCUUGCUGGCCGCACACUUUGCGUCGACAGAUGUAAGCCGUGUUGACCGGUUGCGGAGACUACUCCGAUCCGUUGAGGAGCAGACAAUGCCGGUACCCCUGCUUGUGAGUUGGUCGGCAGAGGAUGCUGACAAAGCCUUACGGGAUGCCGUGGCCGAAAGAGCCUCUGCAGUUAUUGAUGACUUCCAAAGCAGGGGUGUCAUCCACGCGAUGCCUCGAUUGAGGGGUCGACGGGCGCAGUUCCAGCACUAUGCGCGCUUGCGGGAGAGCUUGAAGCGCCACAUCUUGCCAUCAGAUCAACCUUGGGUGUUCUUUUCGGACGAUGACGUUCCUCGGCUGCUCUCCGUCUCCUUGGUGAAUGUUGAUAUGUUGUCGCUCCCCGCUUACAACCCUCGCGCAGCCGAGGAUAUGUGGCAUCCACGCAGGGCCGAGGAGUACGCAGCUGCGAUUCAGGAAAGGCCGGACGACGUCCCGGUGGUGCACUCAAGGAUCCAUUUAUCACCUGGUCUUGGGCCGCGCUUGCCACUGGAUGCUACAUCUGCAGAAGUGACGCGGAUGGAGGCAAAUGGACUACUUCGCCUGGCUAUAAGCGCGGAGGAGGAGAACCCUGGCCUCUUUGGCACAGCAACCGGGGAGUACUUCGAUGCAGCUGCCAAGUUCGAGGUCUUUAACGAAUUCUUCGAUCGUCACAACGAUCAGGUGAUCGCAAAUCAAUUUGCAGAUAUCCGUUUCAGAACGCACCUCCUGAGGGGUGGUACCAAGCGGGUCUACCGCUUCAUGCCAACUGGUGGCACCGCAAACGCUGGGCAUGACCAUCUGCCGUGGAUGUAUUUCUAUGACAGGCCAACCAUGCCUUACAGCACGGCUCCGGGCGAGGAGGACCUGGAAUAUGUUUCCGAGGAGUUGCCCGACCCCAGGACUUUCAGCCUCCUUUUGGCUAUCUGCCAAUGCGGCAGUGCCGCCAAGACCUCCUCUUGGCACAAGUCGCCUCCAGUGGAGGCAACAUCCCUUGUUCGGCAGAAGAGCACCGGGCGCCUCUUCACGAUCAUGCGGGAGACGAUGUGUAUGGGAACGCCCUACACGAUGAAUGCUUCGGCUCACUGCACGGGUUGGACAGGCCUGACAGAGGCAGAGUGUGAAGCAAAGUGUUCCCAGAGUGCACAGGCAGCUAACUGCCCAGCGAAGUCAUGCCAUGCCGCUGUGUUCCACCCUCAGAAUGGUGGAUGCAAUCUCUUCAGCAACUGCGAGCAAGUGGAGCCUUCAGCAGGAUCCGUCACGCUCAUUGACCAAGGGAUGCUGAGAAGGGAGCAGGAGAAGGAACAUGAAUUGCAGGAGCAGAGCGAGGAGCCUGGCCCCACACAUGAGCUUAUGUCGGCGAUGCCCAUUGUGAUGCUCAACUUGACCAACUUCUCCACCAUGUUGCACAACAUUGACCUGCCACGGAGCAGAGAGGUCCCAUACGUAGCGGGAAACGUUACAGCCGACCUCGAGAUGUUGUAUGACAAGGUCCACGGCUUCCUCCUUGUUCUCCACGAGCGCAUGGCUCCGGGAGAUGGACUGAAGUACUGUCCCUUCAAGACUGAGCAUGUUAUCCCAACAUGCAUCACAAUCGCAACUUGCAUCAUUCAAAAGGUUAUCCCUCAAGAGCUCUCCAUGGAUGCUUUCGCAUCUCUCAUGGAGCAGGUAGCCCGCUUCGGGGAUGUUACAUGGCCUUUACUCAAGACGGCAUUGAUCGGCGAGAAGGAGCCAAAUGUGGCUGCGGACGAGAGCAUUCCAGAGCUGUAUCGCUGUGAUGGAGUUCACGAAGCUGAUCCACACUCGCUCGUGAGUCCUUCAUUCGUGCAAACUGAAGCAAAGGCGGCAGAGGGUUCGCAGCACGCGGAGACUCUGGCGAUGUCAUCGGCAAUGCGCCAUGCCUCGGCCCACACACAUCGCAUCCUGGAUGCACAUCUUAUGAACUCGUCCAUGCAAACGACGGCCAUGCAGUUGGAGAAGCUGUGGCACCCGAUCUGUAAAAAACUUCCCUGUGAUCCGUCCAACAUGUACGAUGUCUUCCUCGCCUGGCACAAGCAGAGUGUCGCUCUGUUUCAGACUUCUGCUGUUGGACAUCUCAAUCUGGAGAUUCGUCAGCGCGUGAAGUUUGAGCAGCGGCUGCAACGCUUUGUUUCCGAGCACUUCUUUGAGAAGGUCACCUUUUUCAACCACCUUGCCGUGCUGCCUAGCUCACGUGAGUCCGUGGUGAACUAUGGCAAGCGAGGACGCGAGGCCGUCAUUGGCUUGAUCAUUCCGUUCAUGCAAAAGAUGGCAGACAGCAAGUCAGAGAAAGCAAUCCGGUUGGUGGAUCACGUGGAGCUUGUCAAGUUUGCGCUGAACAAGGAGAAAGAGCGGAGGAUGCAGGCUUCCCAGCCUUCCCAGCUCGCACUCAGCACAGAUGCAGACAACGAUGAGGAUGACCACGACCUUGAGGAUGAUGUGGAUGACAGUGAGGACGACGUUGAGGUUGAGCCAUUUGAGCCUUAUCACCGCACGGAGGACUUGGGCCCUUCGUCUGAGAAUGUGUCACUCCUGUCAGAGGGCGUGAACACCACAGAUGGUUUCGCUUCUUCUCAUUGGUGCACAAGGAAUACGAUCGUGUUCUGGAACCAUAGGCACCAACAUUACGUCCGUAUGUCCAAUUCCAGGGUCGAGCGCGGACCCAGGGGAUGGGUUGAAGACGUUCCGCUUGGCUGGACCUGGGAACGCUUCACCUGCGUCGAUCUUGGGGGUGGUGUUUUUGCAUUCCACAACACUUUCCACAACCGCUUUCUGCGCAUGAACGACCACUUCAGGAUGGAUCGGAGCCAUGAGUGCAACAAGGACAAGAUUCCUGCAAACUGGGAUUGGGAGCGCUUCAAGAUGAAGGACAUGGGCAACGGUCACUGGGCACUGUUCAGCGUGAAGUGGAACAGAUUCGUGAAGAUGGACCAUGGAGACGCUCUCGUAGCGAGCGGCUGGCGGAAAGGUGCAUGGGACAUCCCCUCAAGUUGGGACUUCGAGAAGUUCUACAUUCAGAAGGCAUCAACCGAGGUUGCUUCACCAGCAGCCUACUGGUUCGUGGGCAGAACGGUGGCCAUUUGGAAUCACAAGAACCAGCACUACGUUCGCCUCAGGAAGGGAAAAGUCGAGAAGGGAGGCCACGGUUGGAGAGAUCCAUUCCCGAACUGGGGUUACGAGCGGUUUCAGCCAGUUAUGGCCGGGCAUGGCGAGGUGGCCUUCUACAACGCAGAGAACCGCCGCUUCCUUCGCAUGAACAACGACAAGCUGGACGAUAGCGACAAAAUGGACAUAGGCCACUUGCAUGAUGGAAUGACAUGGGAGCGGUUCAGGAUCGUGGACAUGGGAAAGGGCCACGUGGCCCUGUACAACUCCCACUUCAAGAAGUUCGUGAACAUGCGGAACUGGAAGAGCGAUCUCGGCACCACCAAUGGCCAGAUGGAGUACUGGGACGUCCAGACGAGCUGGGGCGAUGAGAAGUUCUUUAUCGUGGAAGUCGGCGAGAAGAAGAACUGCAACUUCUGGUGCCGCCUCCGCCGUGGCCUCGAGAAGGUUGUCGAGGUGGUCAGCGCUGUUGUGGAUUUUGUCAAAAAACUCCUUGAGUGCUUUGGACAAUGGGUGUUCCUGGAAUCCGCCGGCUAUGGUCGUUCAAUUAGCACGCAUGCCGCCAUCAACUUUGGUGUGUCCGGUGGUGUGAGCCUGCCCAGCAUCAAAUCCCUCAUCCAGGGCGCAAGGGCGCCGGGCGUAUCCGUCUCGGUAUGGGCGUCUUUGGGCGCAGGCGCCACUGCGCAGUGGCUUUGGUCGGGUGUUGGCGUGUCGUUGUGGCUCAGCUGUGGCGGCGCCAUCGACGACAGCCAUUCUGGCUGCUACUUCGGCAUCUCCGUCGGAGCCGUGUUUGCAGCUUGGGCCAAGGCAUGGGGAGAUCCACAGUGCGUCUUUGGUCCUACCAUUUUUGGUGCAUUUGAGUGCGCCAGAUCGGUCGGUGGCACCUUCCUUCUCAUUUGCUGCAGCUACAGCAUCCUGACCGGGGAGAACAGCUGCCGCUGA